AUUUAAAAACAAAAUGUGAGUGCCGGUCCAAUCAGUGAUACGAUGGGAUUUUAUCGAGUUGAUUAAUAUUGUGGUCCGGUCAUUUCCGUUUUGAUCCCCGUUGACGUCUUCGUUUCCAUCGAUCAGAUCUCGGAACCAGGGCGGCGGCGGCGGCGGCGAUGGCGCACCGAUUGGACCACGAGUACGAUUACCUCUUCAAAAUCGUCCUGAUCGGGGAUUCUGGCGUCGGGAAGUCCAACAUCCUCUCCAGGUUCACCCGCAACGAGUUCUCAUUGGAUUCCAAGUCCACCAUCGGUGUCGAGUUCGCUACCAAGACCCUUCAGGUUGAAGGGAAGACAGUGAAGGCGCAGAUUUGGGACACAGCUGGUCAAGAAAGGUACCGUGCCAUCACCAGUGCAUACUACCGGGGUGCGGUGGGAGCACUUCUCGUCUACGAUAUAACGAAGAAGCAAACCUUCGACAAUAUGCAGAGGUGGCUACACGAACUCAGAGAUCAUGCAGAUUCCAACAUUGUCGUCAUGAUGGCUGGUAAUAAGUCAGAUUUGACGCAUCUAAGAGCAGUUUCAGAAAGAGAAGGACAGGAAUACGCCGAGAAGGAAGAACUGUCUUUCUUGGAGACUUCAGCACUAGGAUCGGAAAACAUCGAGAAGGCGUUUCAAACGAUUCUAACAGAGAUCUAUCACAUAAUGAACAAGAAGGCACUUGCGGCCCAAGAGGCAGCAAGGAAUACCGCACCUCCUAGUCAAGGCACAACCAUCAAUGUGACUGAUUCUUCUGCUGGAAGCUCAAACACUUUCUGCUGCUCGAGCUAGAUAGAUGAUCACCUUCUUGAAGAAAGCUUUAACGGUUUGUGGUCUGAGGGGUUUUAGGAUUAAUCGCGAAUACUUGUAGAUUAUUCUCUUCUUUGUUUUUUCUCUCUCUAAAUUUAGUGUGGCUUCUUGAGGUGAGUUUCUAGCAAAAGACAAAUCGCAAUGAAGUGUGCAAAAUCUGGAUUUUGGUUUACCACUUAAUUUUUGCUUCAUAGAGACUAGUGGCUCAUUUUGUGUUUU
Molecule: messenger RNA, 1049 nt
Organism: Zingiber officinale
Lineage: Eukaryota; Viridiplantae; Streptophyta; Magnoliopsida; Zingiberales; Zingiberaceae
Product: ras-related protein Rab2BV-like
Exons: 3
Coding region: 159-812 (217 amino acids)
Cellular component (GO): endosome
Molecular function (GO): GTP binding; GTPase activity
Source: RefSeq, a predicted model, not a curated record